Messenger RNA from Megalobrama amblycephala (Wuchang bream), 3667 nucleotides. Its product is annotated as E3 SUMO-protein ligase ZBED1-like. Lineage: Eukaryota; Metazoa; Chordata; Actinopteri; Cypriniformes; Xenocyprididae. Gene Ontology annotation, molecular function: protein dimerization activity. The record is from RefSeq and is a predicted model, not a curated record. The coding region runs from base 1937 to 3214 and encodes 425 amino acids. The transcript has 2 exons.
UUUAAGUCGACUAGUAGUUGUUCAUUUAAGCCAUAAAUUCACUAAUCACAUGUAUAUUAAUUUAAUUUCUUAAAUACUGCAGAGAAUAAACCAUAAUAAAUAGGCUAUAGCACUCAAGCGCGCAUAAAGCUUACCAUAAAGAACCGGCAAAAGUAAUGAUUAUGAAUGUGACAAAAACAACAAGGAGGCAUUUUAAUUGUUUAUUAAUAAAGUAAUGUUUUCUGAAUCAGUGUUGGCUGCAAAGAUGAAGUUAAAGGGUUAGUUCACCCAAAAAUGAAAAUAAUGUCAUUAAUUCCUCACCCUCAUGAUGUUCCACACCCGUAAGACCUCCGUUCAUCUUCGGAACACAAAUAUAUAUAAUCAUGUCACAGUGUUUCGAAAAAAGUAAGUGAAAAGUUUAGAGUGGGCAGUUUUAACUCCUCAAGACAAACAAGACUGUUCAAUAAAGGCAUUAAAUUAUUGUUUGUGUUGUAGUGUCACAUUGUGUACUUGUGACUUUGAUGAAGAUCAGAUGACAAUUUUAUGACAAAUUAAUGCAGAAAACCAACCAAGUCCAAAAUUCAAUUCAAUUCAAUUCACAUUUAUUUGUAUAGCGCUUUUCACAAUACAUAUUGUUUCAAAGCAUCUUUCCACUGAAACAAAAACCUCAUGUCAUCGUGCAUAUGAUGCUCAGACUCAGGGAUAGGCCAUAUACGCUCUUGGAGCUUUGUCUUGUCGUUGCAACAAAAAAUAUAAACACAAUCCUCCGGUAGCUUUUUACUAUGAUCUCCGACCACGCGAAAUCUUAUGUAGGGAGUCACACCAUCCCACUCUGCGAUGUACAAUGGAUCAUCACCGCAGUCAUUCAAAUCUCUCCAAAUGUAAUUGAAAAACAUAAACCAGUCUUUCGCAGGGAAGAUCAAACAAGGGUCUUGUCAUGUAAAAUCAUCUCCAACAUCCACAGUGUAGAGCAUGCAACCAGUGCUUUAAGUGGCCCAAAAGAGGUGCCGGUACUCUAUUAUAGCCUAUAUAUACAUACAUACAUAUAUAUAUAUAUAUAUAUAUAUAUAUAUAUAUAUAUUAGGGAUGCCACAAUUCUCAAUAUAAUAUUGAACCGUUCGGUACGACAUCCACGGAUCAAUACGCCCUUGUGAAUUGCGGUUUUUUCGGUUUUACGUUUAAAUAAUUUAUGUGCGUUUUAUUUCUCUCCAAAUUGACUGUUUUUGUGCCUGUAAGUCUAUGAGCUGAGAUGAGGAAACUCCUCCCCGCUAGUAAAUUUUCAAUCACUAUGCUCUAAAGUUAGGGGGUGCUGAACCGUCUUUCCACACUUUAACAUGGCGAGCGGCGGUGAAGAGAGGCUUCAGUACGAGGAGGCGCCGGCGUCUUUCAAAUCCGUGGUGUGGAGACAUUUCGGUUUUGCCGUUGAGUAUAAUGCAGAGGAAGAAAAAACGGUAAACAAAAAAAUGACUGUCUGCAAGCAUUGUUUUACAUGUUUAACCUACUCAAACGGAAACACUUCCAACAUGACUGCACAUCUGCGGCGCCAUCACCCAGCAAUAUCACUGUCUGAAGGCAGGAUAGCAGAGCAGGUAAUAAAGUCCUCCAAAAAACAACAGUCCCUUGCUGAAUCCUUCCAGCAUACAUACCCAGCUGGUUCCGAGAGACACAUAAAAAUAACAAAGGCAGUGGGGGUGUUCAUUGCCAAAGAUUUGCAGCCGUUUUCGGUGAUUGGAGAUGCGGGCUUUUGUCAUCUUAUAAAAACACUCGAUCCCCGUUACAGACUACCGUCUCGCACUUUUUUCAGCACUGAGAUAAUUCCCCUAUGAAAUAAUUCCCCUAUGAAAAGACACGCAACAGUAUUGUGUACGAAUUGGCUAAAGCACAGAGCCUUGCUCUGACCACAGAUAGUUGGACCUUGCGGGCAACCGUGAGUUACCUCACUGUUACUGUUCACUACAUGUCGGAUUGGGAAAUGAAAAGCGUUGUACUCCAAACCCGUUCCGUGUAUGAAAGUCAUACAAGCGCUCAUUUGGCAGAAGAGUUGACAAACGCAGUGAAUAUGUGGAAGUUGAGGAGGCCAAAUAUGUUACUCCCAGUCACCACAGAUAACGCUCCGAAUAUUGUGAAUGCAGUCCAUGAAGCUGAUGGGCUGGGGCCACAGAUAAGUUGUUUUGCGCAUGUUGUAAACCUAGCAGCCAAGAAAGCAGUGUCAAUCAACACAGUGUCCCGCCUCCUGGGGAGGGUUAGAAAAAUAGUGACUUUUUUUCACAAAAGCACCAAAGCCCACCAUGUUUUGACUGUGAAGCAGGAGAUGUUAAACUUGCCCAGACACAAGUUAAUUCAUGAUGUCACAACUCGGUGGAAUACAGUACAUGACAUGUUGGAAAGAUACAUAGAACAGCAGCCCGCCAUCUAUUCUGCCUUACUGGACAAAGAUCUGAAGCUGUCUGUCAAGAACAUAACCAUGUUGAAUGACAGUGAACAGAAACUGGCAGAAGAACUGAUUCAGGUCCUCACUCCACUGAAAACAGUGACAACUCUCAUGAGCAGUGAAACAACCCCCACUAUAUCAAUUAUCCUUCCUCUGAAAGAGAUGAUUCUCAAAUCCAUGUCACCAGGAGACCAGGACAGUGCAACAGUCAAAGAAGCCAAAGCAGCCAUUACAAAUGACCUGGCAAAGAGGUACACUGACCCUAAUCUUCAUGAUUACCUCCAAAUGGCCACAGCCCUUGACCCCAGGUUUAAAUCCCUGCCUUACCUUGAUGAAGACUCUCGUGAUAAGCUCUACAGGAAUAUCAUCCAUGAAAUUCUGGAGAGUGAGCAGCAGGCUCUAGUGGAGAAUCCUGUGCCCUCCACAGAGGAGGACAAUCCAUCCUCUCCCCCUCCCAAGAAGAAGACAGCAAUGUCAGAGGUAUUUGGGGAGCUUUUCAAAACUGAGGAACAGCAGGGUAGGCCAUUUCCCCAGAUUAUUGAGGAGGAAGUCACCACAUACAAGUUAGCAGACAGUAUUCAUGUGGAUGCUGAUCCAUUCAUAUGGUGGAAAACAAAUGAAUGCAAGUUCCCCCAUGUAGCAAAAGCAGCACAACAACACCUCUGUGUCCCAGGAACCUCUGUUGCGAGUGAGAGAAUUUUCUCCACUGCCGGGGACAUUGUAAGUGCAAUACGCUCUCGCUUUGCUGCAGAGAAUGUUCACAGGCUUAUCUUUUUACAGAAGAACCUCAAAAUACAGGAAUAGAUAGCUGACUUAAGUGAAAUUGCACUUUACAUUCUGAAUGAAGGAUACUGUACUGGAGUACUGUUAAGUUUAAUUAAGAUGGUUUAUUUAUGUUUACUGAAGUACAAGUAUGUUUAUUUGAAAUGGUCAAUUUAUGUUUACUAACUUCACAUGUAUGUUUAUUUUCAUGUGUUCCCCAGUUUGUACAUGGGUUACCAGCAGCUGUGAGAUGUCAGUGUUAAUUUUAAAAUAAAAAAUUAUUUUAUAUUAUACAAUACACUAGGAACUAGUGGACUUUUCUUUGCUUUUAAGUAAAAUAAAAGUGUAUUGCAAUAAGUCGUUUUUAUUUUUUCUUCUUAACCUCUUACUGUUCCUAUUGCCUAAGCAUAGAAUAACAAAAAAACACUCUUAUGUCAAGCCAUCAGAACAGAACCGAAACGAAACGAAAACCGUGGUUAAAAAAACCGAGGUAUG